AUGGAGAGCUGCAGACUGAAAUUUGAUUCGGUGAAGCUGAUAUAUUUCAAUGAGAAAACCAAAUCAAACGAGAUAAAUGAAAUUUUGAUUGCGGCACCUUCAUUGCCCUCCCAAUACCCCUUCCGAUCCGACGGCGUCGCAGACGAAGCUCAAAUCGUCUUCCAUCCUAGCUUGGGUGGGAGGCAACCUGUUCCCCACAUACUCUUCGACCCAGGCACUCUCGGCGUCGAGCUCCUGCAGCAGCCCCCCCGCGCCGCGUCCUCCUCCUCGCGCAGCCACCCACGACGCGUUCUCCGCGACCUCCUUCUCGCGGAGCAGCCACGCCUCCGCCUGCUAAAUUCAACAUCUGUACGUUAUGCAAUAUCCUCUGAGGCCAGGCGCCCGUAUGAGUUAAAUGAGAUAUGUGAAGAGGUUUGUGUGAAGCCAUUGAGUUCAGAAGUUGAAAUUGAUUUGAGUGUCAAUACACCGAGUGAAAAUUAUGACCAAGAGGCACCUUUGAGACUGACAAAACAGACACUAUCAUCAUCCAAGGCAGCUGAUGUUACUGAUUACGCAGUUGGUGUUCUUAAAGGCAACUUGGUUCAUUUGAAUCAUAUUGAUGCAGUGGUGCAAAUGCGACCAUCAAUGUCACAUGUUAUUUCUGGCCGGGCACAUACUAGGCAGGCUUCACAACCCCGGGAAAUGAAUGGUGGUGAUAGUGGAUCAAUGGAUUCAUCUCGUAAGGGAAAUGAGCGCCCCGAAGACUCCAAGGACCAAGCAGAAGAUUCUGAGCCAUGGAUUUCUCUUGCCUACCAACCAGCAGGGAGCAAUAUUGCAACUAAGUACCAUGAUAAGAUGAUAUCAAAUGAGGGUGCGCCUAUUGAUUUCACAAUGAGCACGGAAAUGCUUUUGCUACCGCUGGAAGAACGCCUGAAAAAAUGGUUUACUGAGGCUUCAGAAGUAAAUGAAUUUGAUGCUCUGAAGCACCUUGCUCCAACCUAUUCAGAGGAAGAAAUUUUGAAAGUGCUCCCAGGGUAUGCAUAUUUGGUGCGUGGUUUAUGGGUCUGCAAAAGUUCUUUGUUGUUUGAUUAUGGAUAUGCUUCCAAAAGAGAGCGAGUUGUCCUUGAAUUUACAAAAAGGGAUUCCAUCCCUUUAAAUAUUAUAGACGCAUGGAUCAUAGUGGAUGACCCUAAGAGGAAGAGGAUACUGUCUCCAUUGUGUAGAAGACGUGGAAUUCUGAAGGACUAUAAAUUUAUAUCGGCAGAUUUGUCCUUUCUAAAACGCUAUCCUCAUGUAGUCAAUGAACAAGAGUGUGCUUGGUCUGCUCGUGAGAUGACUAUCCGUGAGUCCCAAGAAAUGUGCACUACUGUGGCAAGGAAGACCAAGAAUUCAGCCAGACCUAACCUUACUUGUAAAGGGCCUCAUCCAAACAUGAGCAAGGGCAGGGAUGGCCCUUCUCAAGGAAGUGAUGACCUUGUGCUGUCUGUUUUGGGUACUGUUUUCACUGCCAACAAAGUUCGCAGCAUGCAGGCAAUUGUUAGAGACUUGCGCCAGUUGGCUGCAAAAUAUGCUUCCAAUAGAAAGGAUGGAUCCAAACUGCAAGCUCUGUCCAAUGCUGCAAAAUCUUGUGCAUCGCUCCCUCCUGAUGAGCUCAACAAAUCGAUUUGUCAAGUUGCUGUUCCUGUUCAUAGUGUAUUUGUUGCAAAGCAUGAGGAUAGGGGUGCUUUACGAAACAUAUUCAUUUUGCUCUUCAAACACAAAGAACCCAAUGCAACAUUGAACAAGCAGGAAAUUCUUGCUGCUGCUGCGAAGCAUAUAAAAAGAGAGAUUACUGACAGAGAGUACCAUCAGGUUGUGACUGAGAUCUGCGUUUCUACUGAACGCUUGCAAUUGAAAAAUGGUGAUGAGCCCUGA
Miscanthus lutarioriparius is the source of this 1893-nucleotide messenger RNA. Lineage: Eukaryota; Viridiplantae; Streptophyta; Magnoliopsida; Poales; Poaceae. The record is from the annotation of a GenBank genome assembly.